CCAUGAUAAUCUUGUAUGUUCUUCAAAUUUUUGAAUAAUUCAUUUGUUGAGAAAUAGUUUUCAUUGGACUUGAGGCAAUAAAAUAUGUUUAUGUUUUUUAUUCUUGCGAAUGACUAUGUGUGAUUUUAUUUUAGAUUUCCUAAGUUGCUUAUUUUUAUGAUAGAUGGCAACUAAUGUUGACAUUAGUGACUCAAAACUUUGGCCUGAUUUUGUAACUAAAGCUUUCAUUGACAUUAUGGUUGAUGAAGUUACAAAAGGAAAUAUGCCAAAUGGUGUGUUUCAUAAUAGAACAUGGACCUCAAUGACUACUAAGUUGAGUUCCAUAACUAAUCGAUCAUUUAAAGCCGGACAACUAAAGGCAAAAAUGUAUAGGUUGCGGGCCAUGUAUCGUGAGUUCUAUUCACUCUUGCAAAAUACCGGAUUUGGGUGGAACGCAGAAACAAACACAGUUACUGCAAGUGAAGAGGUCUGGAGAAAUUAUCUUAAGGUACAUGAUAAAGCUUCUCAAUUUCAAAAGAAAGGGUGUGAUCAUUAUAAGUUGUUGGAAAUCAUAUUCAACAAAAAUAAUGCAACUGGAGUACUUCAUCAUUCAUCUACUCAAGACCCUCCAAAUACAGAUGAAGAAAAUGAGCUUGACAAUCAAUACCUUAACAAUGGGAGUGCGAGUCAUGUACGUGUUAAUGGUGAUAGUUCAGACGAUGAUCUACAUGAAGUUGAGCACAUCACACGUAGUGGAAAGAGACAAGUUCAAGUACGAUCCAAGAAAGAGUCUACAUCACAUAUGAUGGGAGAGGCACUUUCGGCAUGGGCUAAAGCAUCUUUGGCAAAAGCUGAGAGGUAUAGGGAUAGGAGUGUGGAGGCUACUUCACGUGUAACAUCAGACUGCUCUCUUACUAAGUGUGUGACUGUUCUGGAUGAGAUGGAAGACAUUCCACAUGAUGCAUAUGGAAAAGUUUUGGAAAAGUUUAUGAAUCCUGAUUGGAGAGAAGUGUUCAUCGCCAUGUCUGUUGAGAGGAAACGUGGAUGGGUACUUAGACUUUAAGGAUAAAGUCUUAAACUUAUGGUGAUAGUAAUGAGACAUACUUCUCUUAGUACUUUGUUUAUUAUUUUUAUGAUUGUGUACUUUGUUCUGUUUGCUGACAAUUGUUUGUGUUUUUAUGCAUUAUUUUGAAUUUUAUAGUUAUGUUAUAAAACCUUUUUAUUGAAUGUACCAUUCUUAAAGUUUUGUUAUUAAAUUGUAUGACAGGUUCUAACCAGAAUUGAUAUUGAUGAAAGUGAUGAUUCUACUUCUGAUGCAAGUGAUGAUGAAUUCGCAAAAUUUCUCUUUAAUAGUAUGAUUUAUAAUUAUCAUCAGAAAUACUUUAACAAAGCAAAGGUGUUGACAUCUUCGUUGACUGGUCGUGAGUUUGUUGCUGAAGUAUUAAAUGGAUCUGGAACAAGUUGUUUUGAUUUAUUUCGAAUGAAGAAAGAAUGUUUUAUUAAUUUCUGUAAUGAAUUGAGGGAGAAGAACUACUUAUGUGACUCAAGAGAUGUGCUUGUUGAAGAGAAGGUUGCUACAUUUUUAUUCAUAAUUGGUCAUAAUGUUCGUCAUAGAGUUGCUUCAAUCCGCUUUCAACAUUCCACUGAAACAAUAUCAUGCAAUUUUAAGGAGGUAUUAAGGGCAGUUUGUCGAUUUGGAAAGGAACUAAUAAAGCAAGAGUCCAAAGAGUUUCCUGAAAGAAUUAAAAAUAAUUCAAAAUACUAUCCUUGGUUUAAGAAUUGCAUAGGUGCGAUUGACGGUACACAUAUCAGUGCAUCGGUUCCUGCAGAAAAACAAAUUUCAUGUAGAGAUAGAAAGGCAACAAUCACACAAAAUGUCAUGUGUGCUUAUGAUUUUAACAUGAUGUUUACGUAUGUAUAUUCGGGAUGGGAAGGAAGUGCACAUGAUUCAAAGAUUCUUUUGGAUGCAAUUACAAAUCAAAAUGCUGAAUUUCCUUGGCCACCUAGAGAUUCCUUUUAUCUCGUUGAUUCUGGGUAUCCAUGUAUUGGAGGUUUUCUUCCCCCUUAUAGGGGUGAAAGGUAUCACGCACAAGAAUAUAGAGGUCAAGGUAGACAACCCAGAAGUCCGGAAGAGUUAUUUAACUAUAGACACUCGUCUCUAAGGAUGACAAUUGAGCGUUGUUUUGGGGUGCUGAAAAAUAGAUUUUCUAUUUUAAAGUUGAUGCCUCCUUAUAAGCCUUCUAGGCAACGACUCAUAGUUAUUGCGUGUUGUGCUAUUCACAAUUACAUACGCAAGUGGAAUUUACCGGACGAGUUGUUUAGGAUAUGGGAAGAAAUGGAUCCUAUCGAACUUGAGGGAAUACAAGAAGGUCCUAUCAUAGAAGGAACAAAUUCCAAUGUCGACAACUUAACAAGGUUAUCUAAUGAAGGUGCAGCUGAAAUGACAAUGAAGAGAAAUCAUAUUAGAGAUGAGAUGUGGGUACACCGUAGCAAUUAAGUGAAUUAAUUAUCUCUAUGUUACAUUUUCAUACAAGCAACUUUGAAUUUUAGUGGUUAUUUCUAAAUACUUAUGUUAGUUUGAUUUCAUA
Lathyrus oleraceus (garden pea) is the source of this 2567-nucleotide messenger RNA. RefSeq lists its product as uncharacterized. The transcript is spliced from 4 exons. The record is from RefSeq and is a predicted model, not a curated record. Lineage: Eukaryota; Viridiplantae; Streptophyta; Magnoliopsida; Fabales; Fabaceae. The coding region runs from base 1334 to 2476 and encodes 380 amino acids.